AUGGCGGCUGGUAGAAAGGCAAGCUCUCUCUGUUCAGUGGACUUUGAGGUUUUUGGGAAUGUACAAGGUAAGUUUGGUUAAUACGCAUUCGAUCGAUGAAGCCUAUGGCUUGAUAACGAAGGAACAGCUCAGCUUUAUCAUCCAACGAAGAGUGGAAAAUGACCUCGGAAGCUUACUAGCGAAAUAAGGUUUUCAGGUUUUUAGUAUCUCAGCUUCAUCGUAGGCUUUCCUUUCUACAUAUAGACCUCCCCACCUCUCCUUGUUCAUUUUCCUUAAAUCCCUAACGGUUACAGAGACUAGUUGCCAACGCUUUUAAUGAUGACAGAAAAUCGAAGGUUUUAUAAACUUUAUGAACUGACUCACUCUCAUAUUUCAAAGUAACUGAGCUGUUCAAUUCUGAGACACGUUUUUUUUUUCCUUUUUUCAGGUGUAUUUUUUCGAAAGGUAAUAUUUUCUUCAUUAAACAACUCUAGCACUGGGGUUCAAACUUAGCACUGUGAAUGCGGUGUUAAUUGAAACUUGAUAUCCACAGAUGGAAUGCAGUUUUCUUUCAAUGUUUUUGGUUUGAUUUUUCUCCAAGACCCAGACAUGAUUAUCCUCAUGUUCAGCUGCAGGAACCUGUUGCUUGGUCUUCUGAAAAGAUUAUGACUUUCCAUAAGAACAUUUUCUUAAGUAAAUUAAAAAUUAAAUUAAAUCAGCAGUAAAUGGCAACAGUGCUUUUCAAUGGAGUUUUCCUAUUUAGCUGGACAGCAAGUCAACAACAUAAAUUAGAAGGCAUUCCUGCAAAAAAUUGAUCUGCAGUUCAUGAGGUGGCUGCAUGUAAUUGAGAUCUGGGAAUUAAUACUGAUAAUAGGACAGAGUGGAGUCCAAUUUGUAUUAGUAAUAUCUGGUGCAAUUUGAUGCAAAUAAGCUUAGGUAAAUUGAAAAUAAAAUUACAUGGAAUGGUAGGGGAUGUGCAAUUUGUAGUCAUUGAAAAAUUUACAAGUGCUUAUUCACUGCAAAUUACAUGAGAAAUCUUGUAAUUACCAAUUAAUAGUUUACAUUACAGUUGUCAAAUGACAGCUAACUGUCCAAUUAUGCUUUUAAAGAAUAAUUAUUGUAAAAGAAAGCAGGUAGUUACUAAUCACAUUUGAGGAAAUUGCAGUUAUGGUAAUGAUUAAUUGAGAAAAUAUAAUGGUAAUCAAUGCUUUUCCAGUAUAAUCAGCUUAUGCUCAAUGAUGAGAGUACCCUCAUCUUAAAAACCAUCAAAGAAAGUCAAAACUGGUCAGCAACUAUAAGUAAUUGAUUCUUGUUACUUUUAAGUACACCAAGAUUAAUGCCGCCAAACACAAACUGGUUGGCUGGGUAAUGAACACACCGCACAACACAGUGAUUGGACAGCUUCAGGGAGAGACUGCAAAUGUUCGUCUCAUGUAAGAAAUGUUCCAAUUUAGAUUUCUUGAUGUAAUAUUACACUCAGAAAAGUGUGACCACUUCUUUCUGAGAGGUCAAUUGAGGAGUGAUCAAUCAUAAAAAUGUUCAGCAUACGGAUUGGAACAAACCUCAAAACCACCAAUGAAUCACCCUUGCAGUUUGUGGUUUGUUGUUAAAACAAUUAAUCAUCAUCUGAAAAACUAUUGAUUUGAUUGAGGCCUUAAGCUUCUGUAUUUCUUUUCCGUUCCAAGUUUUUGGUGAUCCUUGGCAAUGUCAUUCCUUGACUAUGCUGUAGGUAGGCGAGAGCUUGAAAUAAAAAAGAGAUAUACUAGCUCAUCUGGCUUCAAUUAAAUCAUCCAUUUAAUCAAAAUGCUAUUGAAGGACAACUUCAAAUGUUUACGAUUUUCUGAGUUUCAAGUAAUCUUCCUAUCAGCUUGUCUUGCCAAACCAGAUAUCCCCACUCUAUUAUGAAUGUACUAACUAGGCUAAGGGGGUGGAGGAAGGUAAAGUGAAUUCUUCAAUGAUCACAAAAUUUCACGAGCUGGUAGGGCAAGUGCAAUUUGUAGUCUUUGAAAAAUUUACUAGUGAAAAAUUAUGUUAUUACUAUUUAAUGGUAUACAUGAAAAAGCAUCACAGAAAAUAUAGACAGACAAAACUUACAUAGGGAAUGCCAUUUAAACUUUGCACUUGUGUUCCAUGAAAAAUGUGCUCGUCUUCAGCCAAUCAGAGGCGCUUGAUGUUUUCAUGUGAUACUACAUUCUUAUAGAGAUUAAGUUAUUAGAAAUGUAUGGCAGACAGAGCAGAGAAUGGAUACUUAGAUAAUGGAGGUGAAACUGAUUUCCAAGUUGCAAAAACCUUUCCUCCCACUGUGAGGCCAGGUGAGGUACUUUUGUGAAAACAAGUCUAAUUGGAUUCACUUUGAAUCAUAGACUUGUACUUACCUUUAUUUCACCUUCUGGGGCUUUGAACCCUCUCACACAGAGACAAUCAAUAACCAAUUUCUCCUCACAAUAUCAAGUGUUUCUUUAGGCAAGUAAAAGAUGAAAUGGUCUUCUAAAUUGUCUAUUUUUCAUCCUAGGAGAAAGUGGUUGAGAGUCACAGGAAGCCCACUAUCAAGAAUUGAUCGAUGUGAAUUCAAGAAUGAAAAAAACAUUAGUGUGCUGGAAUUUAGUGAUUUUGACAUCAGGAAAACAAAGCCAUAGUGAAACACAGAGAGUUCCUCUUACAUCAUCUUAUGUAUGACUCAAUCAGAGAAGCUGCUUUACAGGCUGGAACAAUUUUCUGAAACACUUAUCAACUGUGUUCAAAGCAGUCAGAAACCAACUUUCCCUCUUUGCAGUAGAACUAAUUUCACAGAUGUGUUGACCAUAAAUUGAAUUUUGAAAUAGUGGGUAUGGCAUGGCAAUUCCAAUUAUUGUACUGUUAGACUGUUCCAAAAGACUGUUUUACUGGAUUUCUCUAUAACCUUAGCAUUACAAUCGCAAUUGUUAUGGCUUUUGAGUGUUUGGUUUUUAAGCACAUUGAAUAUGGUUGGUGGCAGUUUUGGAACACCGUUCCCAGCUAACUUAAACUAACCUUGUGUGGUGACACUCGUUAAACACCACCUCAAAUUGUUCAAAAUAUUCAAAGUAGACAGCACAUUUUGCCCAUUGAGAAGAGACUCUGGCAAA
Molecule: messenger RNA, 3083 nt
Organism: Pocillopora meandrina
Lineage: Eukaryota; Metazoa; Cnidaria; Anthozoa; Scleractinia; Pocilloporidae
Source: the annotation of a GenBank genome assembly